Molecule: messenger RNA, 1522 nt
Organism: Lindgomyces ingoldianus
Lineage: Eukaryota; Fungi; Ascomycota; Dothideomycetes; Pleosporales; Lindgomycetaceae
Exons: 2
Coding region: 265-1275 (336 amino acids)
Source: RefSeq, a predicted model, not a curated record
GUGUUUCUUGCUAUUCCCCCUGCACCCUACGGAUGCAGGUUUAUUUGUGCAUUCUUGUGUCUGUAUUUUUGCGGUUUAUUCAGCAGGUUGAAUUAGGGACGUUAGUGGUGAAUUGCGGGCAAACCCCUUUCUCCAUCGCGCCUGCCUCAACUCACGCAAAGUGUUCUAGUGGUUGACUUCCACGCUAGACUCAUGCAUCUAUCAUAACGCGGGCUCAUAGCCAUCCACCUUUAUCACCUUUACAUACACAUCCCUGCAUUUAUCAUGGCAGAACAGCACAUCAAUCUCGUCGACCACGCUGACAACGAGCUCGAACCCGAAGCGCCCUCCGAACAAUCUCCGCGAACACCAGACUCUCAUAUUGACAUCCUAUAUGAGAACCAGCGGGGAUGGUUUGUGUUUGGCAUCCCACUCUUCUCCUCCAAAGCCCUCUGGAAUCUCAAAAUCGACCACUCGCCAUGGGUGGACGCAAGCCUCAAACCCUCGGCCGUCAAUAUCACCAACGCACAAGUUCCCGACCCAAGCUGGGUGUGGGAGUGGAAGAGCUGGUAUGUGGAUAUGAGCCACGAUGUCGAUGAGGAAGGAUGGCAGUACAGCUUGUGGUUUAGAGGAGCAGCGUGGCAUGGCAAUCACCCUUGGUUUCAUAGCUUUGUGCGUAGGAGACGGUGGUUGAGGAGGCGGGUGAAACAGAAGCUCCCGAAGAAGACCAAGAAGAAUAGAGAGAGAUUGUUCGGGGAGACAUUCAGCAUUGGGACGACGCUGGCACGGACGAGCACCCUUGGACCGGCCAGUUUGGAGGGCAGUUACACCGAGGACUCGGUGGAUGAGGAGAUCAGGGAUAUUCCGACCCUGAUGCAUAGGCUGAAGAAGGCGGCUAUUGAUCGCGAGAAGAUUGUGGCAAUCAAUAGGUUCAUCGACGAGGCAGGCGAGGAGUUGCAUUAUUUGGCGGAGCAGAUACCGGCCAUCAUGUCAAUGCUCAUCUUCCAAAACUCCCGUCGCCAACUCCUUGCUACCCUCAUGCGAACAUUCGACGUCGCGAAGGACCAUCGAGAAGAACACAGGGAAAGGGGCGAACCUGAAGACGAGGUAGAGGAACGACGAAUAAACAACCUGCUAAAAGCUGUGGAGGCAGCAGAGGCCGAGUGCAAGAAGUUAGAGUACUGGAGCGACAUUCGCAAGCUAGCCGAGAAUGGAAGCGAUGGCGCUGCAGACCCCGCGGGCGAGUGGGAUCAUCAAUGGGAGGGUCUCGGUGGAAGUGGAGCUGUGCAUCCUUGAAGCUUUCCACCCCAUUUUUGGAGCAUUUCACAGCUCAGUGAGAAGUUUUGGAUAUCAGCGGCAUAAAUGAAAUACCGAGUCAACAAGACCACGCAGCGGUGCAUAAGCGCUUUACCGCUACAGAGACUGUCACCCCCACGUUUCAAGUACAUACCUAUCACUAGGUAGAAAAACAUACCAUCACCAAGUCAGCAUGCCAGCGUUCCGUCCACAUCUUCACUUCUCUGCUUGCCUGGCUCUGACCCGG